Molecule: messenger RNA, 1502 nt
Organism: Corythoichthys intestinalis (scribbled pipefish)
Lineage: Eukaryota; Metazoa; Chordata; Actinopteri; Syngnathiformes; Syngnathidae
Product: GTPase IMAP family member 8-like
Exons: 5
Coding region: 37-1416 (459 amino acids)
Molecular function (GO): GTP binding
Source: RefSeq, a predicted model, not a curated record
CCUGCUGCACCAAUAUUUCCUCACCCGACAGCGACAAUGAAUGAUAGAAAACCACCAUCGUAUCCAGAACCUAAAACAGUUGCUCUUUUUGGAAAGCAAAUCUUUUUAAACAAACGCAUUGGAAAAUUGAUCUUUGCAAAUGACGACGUUUAUGAAAGGAUCUCAAAUUACUGCAGUGUGGAAGAAAAUGGUUCUUUCAGGGUUAUCAGCACCCUAAAGUUCUUUGAAGACUGCUCCAAUCCAGACCAGAAGAUCAUUGACGUCAUGGCUUCGGCCCACCCGGGUCCUGAAUUGUUCCUCCUGGCUGUUGAUUCUGAAACCUCAAGCUCUGAAGAUGUUUUGACUCAAAUUAAUAAACUUGAGGAAAUCUUUGGAAACUCAAUCAGAAAACAUUUAAUUCUCAUUUUUAACCAACACAAAUUGUACGAGUCACUUCUUUAUCUGAAAGAUAACAACAUUCAAUUAGAAAUGCUCAAUGAUAACCUGGCCAGUGACUGCCAGAAAUGGGGUGCGACUCGUUCAUCAUUUCUGUACAACUAUAAAGACUACAGUGAGCAAGUUGUACGGCGAAGAAAGAACGAACUACAGAUGAGAAGCUCUUUGGAAGCGGAGACCGAGACAAGACCAAGAUCAAGAAUAAGGUUCAAUGAGAGAUACAACAAAUAUGGUCGGACGACACACUUUACUGCAUCAUCUGACGCAACGGAUAUAGACAAAGCCAGUCAAGGAGAUCAAAUCAACCCACAGGAAAAUGUCUCACCUCCAGGAAGAGCUGCAGAUCCUAGACGUGGAAUGAAAAAUGGAAUGCCCGUAAGUGAUUUCAACAUUAUACUAAUGGGACGCUCUGGAUGUGGAAAGAGUGCAUCUGCAAAUACCAUCUUGCAGACUGCUGAAGCGUAUAAAAAUAAACUCUUCGAAUCUAAAGCCAGCUCUCAAGGAGUCACAACCUCGAUUCAAGUGAGACAUGUUUCGAAAAUGUUUGGAAGGCCAGUGAAUGUGAUCGAUACUCCAGACUUCUUCAGAGACAAUUUAACUAAUGUUGAGGAGGUGGUAGAGUUGUGUAAACAAUACAUUACUGAGAAUUGUGUGAUAUUACUUGUGUAUCAGCUAGGUCGCAUUACAGAUCAUGAUUAUGGUUUCAUAGAGAAGCUGGAGAGCACGUUUGGUACUACAAAUAUCAGAGAAAAGGCAACUGUCCUUUUUACCCAUGGAGAUGACAUGAAUAGAGAUCUUAAAGAACACAUCAACCAAAAUCCCAUUCUCUCAGAUAUUGUUCAGAAGUGUGGUAACCGUUAUCACCUCUUCAACAACAAGACCAAGGAUCCAAAACAAGUAAAAGAACUGACCAAAAUAAUUCCUCGAUUCGAAACAGCCUCCAAGACAAAUAAGGCUUCCUGUUCCUUGUCAAUAAUGUAGCGUGAUAUUGAAAUUAAUCGACUUUACAGAGAGCUCAACAGGAAAAUGCAAAACUGAGCAUGUUUACACUACAGUAGGGCAAAUAA